Lactuca virosa is the source of this 1520-nucleotide messenger RNA. The record is from the annotation of a GenBank genome assembly. NCBI's taxonomy places the organism in Eukaryota, Viridiplantae, Streptophyta, Magnoliopsida, Asterales, Asteraceae.
AUAAACUGUCAAAUGUGUGAUAGUUGAGUUUUGGGCUGGGAAACCUAAUGGACUAAGGGGGAACGAAAUUAUGAUGAGGGAUCAUCAUAUUUUCGUCCAAGGGCCUCAUUCCAGAAGGUUCCUUGGGCUGCUUGGUGGCUAAGCUAUCCAUUAGGGUUUAGACUGAAACCCUAGCACCCUACAGUAUAAAUAGAUGCCCUAUGCUUCAAUUUUAGGCCACUUGAUUCCAAGGGAAACCCUAGGGCCGAAAUUAGCAUCCUUCCCCUCUCUCUCUCUUAAUUGCCUUCUUGCUUCAAGGUGUUUGUGAGCCAUUAGAGGCACUACAAUUGCGGUGCUUGCUUUCAAGAGUUCAAGAGAUCAAGGAAACUAGUUGUUAUUGCAAUAUAACAACAAAGAUGUCAAACGCGAACGCAAACAACAACACUUCUGGGUCAUUCUCGUUGAUGAACCUGUGUCAAAAAGUGACAUUUGAUGGCUCGAACUUCAAGGAGUGGAUGAGAUACAUUCGCAUGAUAACUCGUUAUGAGGACAAAGAAUAUGUCCUAGACGAGAAGCUUGAAAGGAUCAACCCAGAAGAAGCUACUCCUGAAGAGAUGGCCGCCUUUGAGGCCCACGAGCGUGAUGCAACGAAAGUUCAUUGCAUCAUGUUGGCCACCAUGAACCUCGAACUCCAAAAGUCCUAUGAGGACAUGUAUCCAUAUGAGAUGCAUCAAGAUUUGCUGGACAGGUACCACCAGAGCGCGAGGCAAGAGCGCUAUGAGAUCAUCACCAACAUGAUCACCGCUAAGAUGGGGAGUGGAGAAUCCCUAACUGCUCAUUUGCAAAGAAUGCAAAGAUAUGUUGAUCAUCUUCUCAAACUUAAUGUUAAGUUUGAUGAGGAUUUGGCUAUCGACAUCAUCCUCCACUCCUUGCCUUCCUGCUACAGCCAGUUCAGAAUGACCUACCACAUGAAUAAGGAAGAGGUCACCCUAAGUAAGCUUCAAGGGCUCCUGAGGACAGCUGAGAGCAACCUCAAGGACAAAUCUGUUGCAUCAUCCUCUACUGUAGCUGCUCCUGUGUUGGCAAUUGGCCAAGGAAAGGGAAAGAAGAGGAAGGCUCCUUACAAGAGCCACCAUAAGGGUAAGACCCAAGAUGGUUCUUCUUCUAGUGGGACCAAAGCAGGUUCUGUUAAGCCCUCUUCUGACCCCAAGGAAGCAGAGUGCUUCUAUUGCCACCAGAAGGGCCACUGGAAACGAAGCUGCCCUAAAUAUCUGCAAGAUAUUAAGGAUGGGAAGAUAAAACCCACCUUCGCAGGGCCUAAAAAGAAGUAGGGAAGUGGAGCAUGGAAGGAUAAGCUUGAUCAUGGGAAACAAGAAGUCUUCACCAGUAACCAAGAUCGGAGUUUAUUCCUUAGUGUUGAGUAAUGGGUUAGGGCUAGAUUUAAAUAAUUGUUGCUAUUCGCCAGAUAUGGCAAGAAACAUCAUUUCUUUUCAUGGUUUGUUUAGACAAGGUUUCAGAUAUUCAUCUGAUAAUAGUAAUGG